GGUAAUUCGUUUUUAGUUGAAUGAAAACCUGCUGACAAGAGCGUUAUUCGAUCUUUUGAGGCCAUUUUGCCUCGGUUUUUGAAGGGUUGAGCUGAGAACUGUGGGGUCAAAAUUACCAAACAAUCUUUCGAUAUAGGACUAACGUAAUGUAUACAUGGUCUGCCUCUGCUUUAGAAUCGUGGGUAGCUGUUGGUUUUUGAAUUUGUUUGUCAGAGAGAUUAGUUUACUCAUGUAUCCAUCUUGAACUGUCGUAGUUUCUGCUACAGACGAGGAAAAGAUUCGAUUUUUUUUCAGCUGGAAAUAAAGAGUUGAUUAUGUGCAAGUGUUCUGCAACUUGAGUUUUGCCGUGCGAAAUCUAGGCAAACCGAACAACCUCCGUAUAGUCUGUAGUUCCUCCAAUUAUCUGGGAUGCUCAUGGUAUAGGAGAAAAUAGAGGAAAUAACAGGGUCAAAUGGCUUUUUCCCCUGGGUGUUUCGAGAAAUUGCUCGGAAAAGCUCUAUCUUUUUACUGAUGGUUGAAAAGUCUGUGAUUUAAACCUGUGUGCAGUCCCGGACUUGUCACUAGAACCAAGAUACAGUUAUAGCACUUCUUGGUAUUCUCAUUUUGACAUCUAUCAAACUAAAGUAAAUCGUGCAAUGGAGAUGAAUGGAUAUUUUUUAGUGUACUUGCAGUUUUCUUUUUGUUCUUUCUUUAUCAUUUUAAACUCCUAAUUCAUCAUAAUUGUGUUCUGUGGCCAUGUUGGUUUCCCUGUUUCUGGUUUAUGUGUCUUUUGUGUUACAUAAAUUGCCGUGUAGCUCUGUUUGUUUUCUCCUCCUAUUUGGCUGGAUCAAAAUGCAGUCUUCUGCUCGGUUGAUACAGCCACAGUGUUGCAUUGUUCAAUCUUUUUUAACUUGCUGACUGGUAGCUCUUCAAUUUAGUGUUGCUUUACUUCAUGCAUCUUAUCAAAUUAGGUGCUUUGAUUUUGUCUGUACAUCUUUCCAUGGAGUAUUAACCAUGCCCCGGAGUUUCACUUGUAGAGUGAAUAGUAAUGCUUUUGUUUUCUGGUUUUUCAUUUUUAGUUCUUCCUAUGGGAUUCAACCAUUCCCUACAUGUUACGUCUGUCUUCCAACAAUUUGGUCCUCACAGUGGGUGUCUACUGUUCAUAGCUAUCACUUUAGUAAAAGUUAAUUUUGUUGCAACAUACGGACUAUAUGCUGGGCUAUUAAAAGCCAGUACUUCAUUCUCUCUUUCUAGGUUCUUGUAUGUGUGGGUGGCUGCUAUUGUUGGUGCCUUUUUCUUUGCAUCAGCAUAAAUACACGCUGACUUACUUUGGUUAGCUGCACGCUUGAAGUAUCCUUCUGCCUCUGCACUCCCACCCUGUUCUUUGCUUAACUUUUUCUUCCUAUUUAUAUCAGUUUGUCAAUUAAGAGGAUUUGAAACUGAGCGAAGAAUAGACCUGCAAACAUGAAGAAAAUGAUAGCCCUUGGUUUCGAGGGGUCAGCCAACAAGAUUGGCAUUGGGGUGGUCACUCUUGAUGGUGAUAUUUUGUCUAAUCCACGUCAUACCUACAUCACACCUCCUGGACAAGGCUUUCUUCCACGAGAAACCGCUCAGCACCAUUUCCAGCAUAUACUUCCUUUGGUCAAAGAAGCUCUAAAAACUGCACAAGUGACUCCUGAUGACAUUGACUGUCUAUGUUACACAAAGGGUCCAGGCAUGGGAGCCCCUCUGCAAGUUUCUGCUAUUGUCAUUAGGAUGCUUUCACAGCUGUGGAAGAAACCGAUUGUCGCUGUUAAUCAUUGUGUGGCACAUAUUGAAAUGGGCAGGAUUGUGACUGGUGCUAAUGAUCCCGUUGUGUUGUAUGUAAGUGGUGGAAAUACACAGGUAAUUGCCUACAGUGAGGGAAGGUAUCGUAUUUUUGGAGAGACUAUUGAUAUUGCUGUUGGAAACUGCUUGGAUAGAUUUGCUAGAGUCUUGACACUGUCCAACGAUCCUAGCCCUGGAUACAACAUUGAGCAGCUUGCCAAGAAGGGAGAAAAAUUCAUUGAUCUUCCUUAUGUUGUCAAAGGGAUGGAUGUAUCUUUCAGCGGAAUCUUAAGCUUUAUCGAAGCUACUGCUGAAGAAAAGCUUAAAAAUAACGAGUGCACCCCUGCCGAUUUGUGCUACUCUCUACAGGAAACACUAUAUGCAAUGCUCGUGGAAAUCACAGAACGGGCAAUGGCACAUUGCGACAUAAAAGACGUUUUGAUUGUUGGCGGCGUGGGUUGCAACAAGCGGUUGCAAGAGAUGAUGAGAGUUAUGUGCUCAGAGCGAGGUGGCAAAUUGUAUGCGACCGACGAUAGGUACUGCAUCGACAACGGUGCCAUGAUUGCAUACACCGGACUCCUCGCUUAUGCUCACGGGACAUCGACGCCAUUAGAGGAGUCGACUUUCACCCAAAGGUUCCGUACGGACGAGGUGCACGCGAUCUGGAGGGAGAAAGAGGAGUCGAAGAAAGCGAAUGGUACUGAAGAGUAGAUGAAAUUCCUGGAUUAGUUUUACACAGCCGUAUUUAGCAGAAGAAGACUAAAACUAGGAUUCCUAUUCAAUGCAACAGCCUUAAUUACAGAAAGAAAUGCUGUGCAUUUAUGCAGGAUGUUUACUUCAGCUUGUUGCACUUGCUUGAUAAACAAUUAUUCAUCUCGACUGGUGUUUACUCCAAA
This is a messenger RNA of Syzygium oleosum, 2681 nucleotides long. RefSeq lists its product as uncharacterized. NCBI's taxonomy places the organism in Eukaryota, Viridiplantae, Streptophyta, Magnoliopsida, Myrtales, Myrtaceae. The transcript is spliced from 3 exons. Bases 1444 to 2496 code for a protein of 350 amino acids. Gene Ontology annotation, biological process: tRNA threonylcarbamoyladenosine modification. Gene Ontology annotation, cellular component: cytoplasm; EKC/KEOPS complex. The record is from RefSeq and is a predicted model, not a curated record.